ACACGAUGACUAAGAAGAGAAGGAACAAUGGCCGUGCCAAGAAGGGCCGUGGGCAUGUCCAGCCCAUCCGUUGCACCAACUGUGCCCGGUGUGUGCCCAAGGACAAGGCCAUCAAGAAGUUUGUCAUCAGGAACAUUGUGGAGGCUGCUGCGGUGAGGGACAUCACAGAGGCCAGUGUGUUCGAUGCUUACGUGCUGCCCAAACUGUAUGUGAAGCUGCACUACUGUGUGAGCUGUGCCAUCCACAGCAAGGUGGUGAGGAAUCGCUCCACCGAGGCCAGGAAGGACCGCACACCACCACCCCGCUUCAGGCCCAGCGGUGGUGCCCCAAGACCUCCUCCAAAGCCCAUGGGUUAAUGUCAUUGACCAUCCUAGGGAUCACUAUCAUUUUUAUGUAAACAAAUAAAAGUGAUUUAACUAUGUCAGAAGUGUUACAUUUGUAUACCGACUUGGUAGAAGAGCCAAAUCAAUAUCUGCUUUAUAUUGAAUGUCACAUUAAUGAGAACAAAAUGUCCAAUCAGAACAUUACAUUUAUUUUUAUUGGACAUGAGUUACUUGAACAGAGUUAGGUUGCACACCAUAAAAGCACUUGAUACCAAAAGUAACCUAUUUCAAAGAAUGAGGCAGUUUCGUGUCUCUGUUAUCUUGAGGUAAAUUGUUUUUUCUUUGUCAUGUUACAUUUCUUCUCACAAAAUAUUUCUACAACAUUGCAAUUAAAUUAAAGCCUAACUAUGACAGG
Salmo salar (Atlantic salmon) is the source of this 738-nucleotide messenger RNA. It is a transcript of the gene rs26, whose product is annotated as 40S ribosomal protein S26. The record is from RefSeq and is marked provisional. Gene Ontology annotation, cellular component: cytosolic small ribosomal subunit; ribosome. NCBI's taxonomy places the organism in Eukaryota, Metazoa, Chordata, Actinopteri, Salmoniformes, Salmonidae. Gene Ontology annotation, molecular function: mRNA binding; structural constituent of ribosome. Gene Ontology annotation, biological process: translation.